This is a messenger RNA of Hemiscyllium ocellatum (epaulette shark), 818 nucleotides long. RefSeq names its product biliverdin reductase B (gene blvrb). The transcript has 5 exons. The coding region runs from base 91 to 711 and encodes 206 amino acids. The record is from RefSeq and is a predicted model, not a curated record. NCBI's taxonomy places the organism in Eukaryota, Metazoa, Chordata, Chondrichthyes, Orectolobiformes, Hemiscylliidae.
AAUGAUACAAUUACAGAUCCUGGAGAGGAGAACAUUGCAUUCAGUGUGAGAUCCAGAGCCUGAGAGGUGGUAGUAUCCAAGGGCACAAACAUGGGGAAGAAGGUCGUGAUUUUCGGCUCCACCGGGAUGACGGGACUCGCUACCCUUCCACAGGCCGUCAGUGCCGGUUAUGAGGUCACUGUUCUGGUCCGUGAUCCAGCCAGACUUCCAGCUGAAUGCAAAGGAUUACACGUCAUAGUCGGUGAUGUUCUGAACAAGGAAGAUGUCCAGAAGGCAGUCAAAGGUCAGGACGGAGUCAUCAUUAUUCUGGGAACCAGGAAUGACCUGAGCCCCACCACAAUGAUGUCUGAAGGAACCAAGAACAUUGUUGAAGCGAUGAAGGCCCACAAUGUGAGAAAGGUGGUAGCCUGCAUGUCAACAUUCCUUUUAUGGGACAAAGCCAAGAUCCCACCACGAUUGCUGGAUCUCACAGAGGAUCACCAGAGGAUGUAUGAAGUACUGAAGAAUUCUGGGCUGGACUAUGUGGCUGUGUUUCCACCUCACAUUGACAAUGAUCACCCCUUAACUGAGGCUUACACUGUGUCAGUGAAUGCAAGGGGAGGCCGGGUCAUCUCCAAACAUGACUUGGGACAUUUCUUCCUCAAGUGCCUGACGACUUCAGAAUACGAUGGGAAUUUUGUCUGUGUGUCCGGAAAUUACACACAUUCGUGAUAUAGCUUGCAAUUGGUGGAGAGUGUGUGGUGCUUUUAACAUGAAUAUCUCUUUUUCUUAAAAAAAUAUUAUCAGAAGUCAGAAUAAUAAAUGACAUAAAUCUACAA